ACUGCACACAUCACCAAUCCUCUUCCCCCGGACUUGGUCCCUUCCUUUUCUCCUCUCACAGCCACCAACCAAGAACUAAACCUCUCGCCCACAUCCAUCAUGCCACCAGCCCGUCCCCGUCCCAACCCCCACGACGACUCCCGCUCCGAAACCUCCGCCGGAAAACCCGACCGCGAGAAGUCCACUGACAAACGCCGGCAACAAAACGCCCCUCCUCCAAGCUCGCAAGAAAGGUCCUUGAACGGCGGCGCCAGCGUGAGCGGGGUUGGGGGAGGAACUGGAGCCAGUACAAAUGCUAACGGUACCCAUGCCCAUGAGGGUAUCGAAGGAGUGAGCCCCCCUCCCCCCAUUACUUCUCAGGCUCCCCCCCCUCCUCUCUCUCCAAGCGCUAUCGAGAUGCUAACGAACGAACGAGUAAAACGGAGUAGAUGGGUUGGUCAGACAUCGACAUACGAACACUCCAUCGAUACCGCUACGCCUAUCGGCUUUCCGUACCGAGCUCUAGCGGGGGCUUUAAUAACACUGUUCUGUCCACCGGUAUCGGGCGGAGGUCACCGGCGAGAGCGAGAGUCCGGAUCGGAAGAGAGGCGCUGGCCACGGCGGUUCGGAAGAACUUCAAUGCGCAGCCGAUUCAGGAGAAUGACGUUAUCGUGAAUUUUCUAUAUUCUGUCAAGAAUCAGGGUGUGUCUUUACCCCUAUUUCGCCCACUCCCCUGGAGUAUCUCUUGCCUUUUGGAAUGCGCUCGAGUAAUUAACACCUGGGUUAUUCGGAACUCUAUAGACAAACGAUUCCGAUUGAGGUUCCCGCCACCAGUAAGUAAGAAGCACGAGGCCUGAACCAGUGCCAUUCCUAUGUUGGGAUACCCUUGCCCGGUUGGACUAGGGCUAUGGAUCACACGCCGACCUUUAUCUUCACAGGCUUUGUUCUACUCCUACCCCUCAACCUACAGCUACUACUACUACUACGAGUUGCGCAUAGUUUCUCUUCUUUUAACCCAAGUUGGUUAUUUGGUGAAUACACACCUACAAUGUAUAUAGCUGCCCCCCCCCCCCCCUCUCCCCAUUUCCCUGCUCCCGCUCCCUUGCCCACUUACUCUGUAUGUAUCUCCUUCCUUGGUGUUAGGGAUUGUUUGGGCGCAUAGUCACUUUUGUCGUGGAAAUGCCAGCUGGUUUCUUUUUUUUUUUUUAAGAAUCGUUAUUGCGGCUGGUUUCUACCCUAGCGGAGUGUCGGUUAAUUGUGAGAAGGAAGAAGGGCGAUCAAGUUAUCCGGGAGUUGGAAGUCAUCACUGUAUUCUCUUAACACUCUAAAUCAUAGCCCGGUGGGUGGGCGCAGGGUACAGAGCGAUCAUUAU
Messenger RNA from Tuber aestivum (summer truffle), 1351 nucleotides. The record is from the annotation of a GenBank genome assembly. Lineage: Eukaryota; Fungi; Ascomycota; Pezizomycetes; Pezizales; Tuberaceae.